AUGACAGCCGAGAGCCGGCUGCCACCGGGCCCCCCGCCGCCGCCCCCGCCGCUGAAGGCGGACGCGGUGCCGCCGGGAGAGGAGGCGGCGGCGGCGGCGGGGCCGCGGGGCGGGCGGCGCCGCCGCAAGCGUCCGGCGGAGCGGGGCAAGCCCCCGUACAGCUACAUCGCCCUCAUCGCUAUGGCCAUCGGGCAGGCGCCCGAGCGGCGACUGACGCUCGGCGGCAUCUACCGCUUCAUCACCGAGCGCUUCCCCUUCUACCGCGACAGCCCCCGCAAGUGGCAGAACAGCAUCCGCCACAACCUCACCCUCAAUGACUGCUUUGUCAAGGUGCCACGGGAGCCCGGCCGCCCCGGCAAGGGCAACUACUGGACGUUGGACCCUCACGCCCGCGACAUGUUCGAGAGCGGGUCCUUCCUCCGCCGCAGAAAACGUUUCAAGCGCAGCGCCCUCCCCCCCUCCCCGGCCUUCCUCGCCGAGCGCCCCGCCGCUCCCUGCCGCCUCCUCCCGCUGCCCGCCCCGCCGCCCCCCGCCGACCUGUCCCCGGCACCCGCCGCCUCCUCCUGCGCCUUCGCCACAGCCUUCCCCGCGCAGGGCUGCGCCUCCGCCGCUCUCUCCCACGCCUACGUCCCGCUGCCCACCGCUCCCGGGCCCUACGCGCCCGGAGGCCACGGGCCGCUGUACGCGCCGUCGGGGCGCAUCGUGCUGCCCGCCUCUUCGCCCGGCCCCCCCGCGCUCUACGGCCGCCGCUCACCCGCGCCCUUCCCGCCGCUGCCGCACGCCUACGGCGCCGCGGGGCAGCUGAGUGCCGCCGAGCCCGCACCGCGGCACGGCACCUACCCUGGAGGCCCCGACAGGUUCGUCCCGGCUCUCUGA
Onychostruthus taczanowskii (white-rumped snowfinch) is the source of this 876-nucleotide messenger RNA. RefSeq names its product forkhead box E1 (gene FOXE1). The record is from RefSeq and is a predicted model, not a curated record. The transcript is spliced from 2 exons. NCBI's taxonomy places the organism in Eukaryota, Metazoa, Chordata, Aves, Passeriformes, Passeridae. Bases 1 to 876 code for a protein of 291 amino acids. Gene Ontology annotation, biological process: cell differentiation; regulation of transcription by RNA polymerase II; anatomical structure morphogenesis. Gene Ontology annotation, molecular function: RNA polymerase II cis-regulatory region sequence-specific DNA binding; DNA-binding transcription factor activity, RNA polymerase II-specific.